Molecule: messenger RNA, 2038 nt
Organism: Daldinia caldariorum
Lineage: Eukaryota; Fungi; Ascomycota; Sordariomycetes; Xylariales; Hypoxylaceae
Product: hexokinase
Exons: 6
Coding region: 276-1757 (493 amino acids)
Biological process (GO): intracellular glucose homeostasis; glucose 6-phosphate metabolic process; glycolytic process
Cellular component (GO): cytosol; mitochondrion
Molecular function (GO): D-glucose binding; fructokinase activity; ATP binding
Source: RefSeq, a predicted model, not a curated record
AUAUCAAAGUCUGGUUGAGCUGAGUAAGUUUGUUUCCAUUACCUGGAAUCCUUUUCUAUAUGGACCUGCUGCUGCUAGAGCUGUUUGCAUGAUACUCCCUCCCCCCCUUCUAUGUUGCUUCUUCUGUUUCUAUUCUGAUCAUACCAUUCAUUCACUGCUUACGCUAACUCAUAACGCAUAACGCAUUAGAGAAUUCGGACAUAUCUCAUAUCUAUCUCACAUACUUCUUUAAUACAGACGUUUAACUUGGAUACUAAUACAGAUAUAUUAUCAAAAUGGUUGGUCUCGGUCCUCGCAAGCCGCCAUCCCGAAAGGGAUCUAUGGCCGAUGUGCCAAAGGAUCUUCUCUCCGAAAUCAAGAAGUUAGAAGAUCUGUUCACUGUUGAUACAGCCAAGCUCAAGGAGAUCACGAAGCACUUCGUGUCUGAGCUUGCAAAGGGUCUAAGCGUGGAGGGUGGCAGCAUUCCAAUGAACCCAACUUGGGUAAUGGAUUUUCCAGACGGGUACGAGACAGGCACUUACCUGGCUCUGGAUAUGGGCGGCACUAACCUCCGUGUCUGUGAAAUUACCUUAACGGAUAACAAGUCAGAGUUCGACAUCAUCCAGUCUAAAUACCGUAUGCCGGAGGAGCUAAAAACUGGCGAUGCUGAGGAACUAUGGGAAUAUAUUGCCGAUUGUUUGAAGCAGUUUAUUGAAACUCAUCACGGCGAAGUUCCCGAGUCCAACGGAAAGAUUCCACUUGGUUUUACCUUCUCCUACCCCGCCACCCAGAACUACAUCGACGAGGGUAUUUUACAGCGAUGGACGAAGGGCUUUGAUAUCAACGGCGUUGAAGGAAAGAACGUCGUGCCAAUGUUAGAAGCUGCGCUUGACCAGCAGGGUGUCCCUAUCAAAGUCUCAGCUUUGAUCAACGACACAACGGGAACUCUUAUCGCUUCCGCCUACACUGACCCGAAGAUGGCUAUUGGAUGCAUUUUCGGAACCGGCUGCAAUGCAGCAUAUAUGGAGAACUGCGGCUCCAUCCCGAAGUUGGCCCACUUGAACCUGGACCCGAACUUGCCCAUGGCUAUCAACUGCGAAUGGGGUGCCUUUGAUAACGAACACAAGGUCCUCCCGCGUACCCCUUAUGAUAUCAUCAUCGACAAGGAAUCCCCUCGACCAGGCCAGCAGGCUUUCGAAAAGUGUAUUGCUGGUCUCUAUCUUGGCGAAAUCUUCCGCUUGGUCUUAGUUGACUUGCAUGAUAACAAGGACGUUCAUAUUUUUGAGGGACAGGAUAUCAAACAUCUCCGAAAGCCAUAUACUCUCGACUCGUCCUUCCUCUCGGCCAUUGAAGAUGAUCCUUUCGAGAAUUUGCAGGAGACUGCAGACCUGUUCCAAGAGAAGCUCCGCUUAACUUGUACUCGCCCCGAGCUUGAGCUGAUUCGUCGGACUGCCGAACUAAUCGGUACACGUGCGGCUCGUCUGUCUGCUUGUGGAGUCGCUGCUAUUUGCAUCAAGAAGAACCUCCAACCCUGCCACGUGGGCGCUGACGGCUCUGUUUUCAACAAAUACCCACAUUUCAAGGCGCGAGGCGCACAAGCUCUCCGAGAGAUUCUCGACUGGCCGGCUAAGAAGAACUUUAAGGAAGAAGAUCCUGUUGAGGUACUCGCCGCCGAAGAUGGAAGCGGUGUUGGCGCUGCUGUCAUUGCCGCUCUUACAUUGAAGAGAGUGCAAAAGGGCAACCUUGCUGGUAUUCUGCACCCCGAAAAUUUCAAAUGAGCAGCAAGGUGAUACACGGGUCUAGGGUGGUAUAGCUGCAGGGAAGAGGGAAAAUGGCAUGCAUGUCCUUUAGAAGGGUAGAUAUAGAGAAGAUGGUCCAAACAACGAAGAAAAAAAAACAAUUGGUGUCUGGCUACAGGACUAGAGACAAGAUAUGGUACGGAGUUCAGCCCAACAGGGUGCAGGUCGGUAGUCGAUACUCUAUCCCACAGGUUAGCUUUGCUUUCAAAAAACAAAACGAAAAGAAAUCGUUGCAAGACCAGAUCACGGAAAUUGACUUA